Ipomoea triloba (trilobed morning glory) is the source of this 1547-nucleotide messenger RNA. Its product is annotated as CAX-interacting protein 4. Bases 156 to 1124 code for a protein of 322 amino acids. NCBI's taxonomy places the organism in Eukaryota, Viridiplantae, Streptophyta, Magnoliopsida, Solanales, Convolvulaceae. The transcript has 2 exons. The record is from RefSeq and is a predicted model, not a curated record. Gene Ontology annotation, molecular function: nucleic acid binding; zinc ion binding.
GUGUGUACAUUGGCAAACCCAAAUUCCAUUGCUUCCUUAGCUCCUCGUCGUCUCCUUCGCUCUCGUGUUUUGACGUUUGAUCAUCAUAGUCGGUUCAUCCGAUCACAGCUCUCUCAGUUUACUUGUCAUCCAAGGGUUUUAGAUAAAAUAUCAAAAUGCCGGCGACAGCAGGAAGAGUUCGCAUGCCGGCGAACAAUCGGGUGCACAGUAGUGCUGCCCUACAGACCCAUGGUAUCUGGCAAAGUGCAAUUGGGUAUGACCCAUAUGCACCCAACAAGGAUGAUUCGAAGAAGUCUGCGCCAAAAUCUGCUGGAUCUGCUGCCGAGCCUGAUAAUCCCUAUGCCAAUUUUCAGGGUUUGCUUGCGCUUGCUAGGAUCACUGGUUCUAAUGCUGAUGAGGCUCGUGGGGCGUGCAAGAAGUGUGGGCGAGUUGGGCACCUAACAUAUCAGUGUAGAAAUUUCUUGAGUGUUAAGGAGGACAGUGGUAAAGAUAAAGAUGAGGAGGGAAUUGAGGCAGCAGUUUUGUCUAGGUUGGAGAAGUGGAAGGGGAAGAAGGCUACUGCUGAGAGUGAGGAGAGUAGUGAGGAAGAGGAGAGUGAGAGUUCAGAUUCAGAGUACGACUCUGAAAUGGAAAGAGCAAUUGCUGAGAAGUAUGGGAAGAACUCAAAGAAGGUUAGUCGUAAGGUGAAGUCAUCUGGAAAGAGCAAGAAUGAUGGUUUGGAUGAUGAUGACUCAGAUUCUGCAGAAAGGAAAAAGAGGGGAAGGUCAAAGAAAAGGAGAAGUGGUAAGAGGGGGCACGAGGAUUCUGAAGAGGAGAAUGAAGAAAAGGACCGUAGGAAAAGAAGGAAAGAGAAGAGGAGGAGAAGGGAUGAGUCAUCGGAUGAUGAUGAAGAACGCCACAGGAGGAAAAGGAAAAGUAGGAAGGAGAAGAGGAGGAGGAGAAGCCAUCGACAUCCGAGCGACUCAGAUGAAUCAAGUGAUGAUUCCCCCCCUCGACGUAAGAGAAGGAGCAGGAGGUCUGGUACAUCAUCUGACUCGGAUGCUUGCAGUUCAGAUGAUUUACGAGUUGGUAGGGAUAAGAAGCGAUCUGAGAAGAGGAGCAGGAACUGUCAUGAUGAUGACUGAUGCACUUAUGGAGAAUUGGAGAUGUGUCCUGUGAGAGUAAGAGGUCCAUUCAAUUAUAUGGAACUGUAUUAUUUCUCUUUAAUUUUCAGUUCUGAUCCUUUUGGGUGUUGGUGAACGGGAUGGUGGUAUAAUAAUCUGUUCCAGCUUAAAAUGGAGGUCCUUAACAGGAAAAUGCUUGGUAGAGAAGUGGUUUCUGCUUUAUGGUCUAAUGUUUACUUGUAAUGGCAUCUUAGCCUAUGUUUCCUUUAUCUUAAAAAAAAACUCUCUACAUCUUAUAUAGUUAUGUCUCUAUGCCCUCCUAAAUCUAUUAGAACUCCAUCUUUUGGUUGCAACGUUGUGUGGAAUGUAUUAAGAAGCUUGGUUGUUGAAAUUUGUCUUUAUACCUGGUAUUAAUGGAACUCUGUUACUUUCUCUUCAAUUCAA